Molecule: messenger RNA, 2427 nt
Organism: Cucumis melo (muskmelon)
Lineage: Eukaryota; Viridiplantae; Streptophyta; Magnoliopsida; Cucurbitales; Cucurbitaceae
Product: cucumisin-like
Exons: 10
Coding region: 1-2244 (747 amino acids)
Biological process (GO): proteolysis
Molecular function (GO): serine-type endopeptidase activity
Source: RefSeq, a predicted model, not a curated record
AUGACAAGAAACAUCAUGUCCUCUUCUCUGAUCUUCAAGCUCGCGCUUGUCCUCGUCCUCGGCCUUGUCUCUAGUCUGCUCGCUUCUGGCUUCGAUUCUGAAAAUGUUGAUCGAAAGAUUUAUAUUGUAUACAUGGGGAAUAAACCACAGGAUACAGCUUCUACUCCUUCCCAUCAUAUGAGGAUGUUGCGAGAAGUCACUGGGAGCAAUUUCGCCCCAGAAUCCCUACUCCACAGCUACAAGAGAAGUUUCAAUGGAUUCGUGGUGAAGCUCACCGAAGAAGAAGCUCAUAGGAUUUCCGCAAAGGAGGGCGUUGUGUCAGUGUUUCCAAGUGGAAAGAAGCAUCUUCAUACAACACGAUCAUGGGAUUUCCUUGGUUUUACAAAGGAUGUUCCUCGUGUAAAUCAAGUUGAAAGUGACAUAGUGGUCGGAGUUUUGGACUCAGGAAUAUGGCCAGAAAAUCCAAGCUUCAGUGACGUUGGUUAUGGUCCUAUACCUGCUAAAUGGAAGGGCACUUGCCAAACUUCUGCCAAUUUUACCUGCAACAAAAAAAUCAUUGGAGCUCGAGCAUAUCGUAGCGACAACGUGUUUCCUACGGCAGACAUUCCAAGUCCUAGAGAUUCAAACGGCCACGGGACGCACACUGCAUCGACCGUAGCUGGCGGUCUAGUGAGCCAAGCAAGUUUGUAUGGUCUUGCACUUGGCACAGCCAGAGGAGGGGUUCCCUCAGCUCGUAUUGCUGUCUACAAGAUAUGUUGGUCUGAUGGGUGCAGUGACGCUGACAUUCUUGCAGCGUUUGAUGAUGCAAUCGCUGACGGUGUUGAUAUUAUUUCUCUUUCGGUUGGGGGAAGCGAAGCACGGUAUUACUUCAACGACUCAAUCGCCAUUGGAGCUUUCCACUCGAUGAAGCAUGGAAUAUUGACCUCCAACUCUGCUGGAAAUGACGGCCCUGACUACUUCACCAUUAGAAAUUUCUCUCCAUGGUCUCUCUCUGUUGCUGCAAGCACUACAGAUAGGAAGUUGGUGUCAAGAGUGGAGAUUGGCAAUACGAAUGUUUAUCAGGGAUAUACAAUCAACACAUUUGAUCCUUUGGGAAAACAAUAUCCUCUAAUCUAUGCUGGAGAUGCUCCCAAUAUCGAUGGAGGUUUUACUGGUUCCAUCUCCAGAUUCUGCUCUGAAGGCUCAGUUGAUGCCAAUCUUGUUAGUGGAAAAAUCCUUCUUUGUGACUCCAUAGUGGCCCCUUCGGCGUUCGUUUAUUUUAGUGAAGCAGUCGGCGUAGUAAUGAAUGAUGAUGGCGUGAAGUAUCCUUCAAAUUCCUAUCCCUUGCCUUCUUCCUACCUCCAGACGGUGGAUGGUGACGCCAUUAAAACCUACAUGGCUUCAAACGGAGUUCCGACCGCAACAAUUUUUAAGAGUGAUGCAGUGAAUGAUAGUUAUGCUCCUUUCGUAGUUUCGUUUUCCUCUAGGGGACCUAAUCCCGAAACGUUGGACAUUCUCAAGCCGGAUUUGACGGCUCCAGGAGCUGAAAUUCUGGCGGCAUGGUCUCCUAUUGGACCGGUCUCAAGCGGAGUAAUAGAUUCGAGGACAACAAUGUAUAAUAUAAUCUCAGGAACAUCAAUGUCUUGCCCACAUGCCACUGCAGCUGCUGUGUACGUUAAAACAUUCCAUCCCACUUGGUCUCCCGCCGCGAUCAAGUCAGCUCUCAUGACUACAGCUACACCAUUGAAACCUGAUAUCAAUGUAGAAGCAGAAUUCGCAUAUGGUGCAGGCCAAAUCAACCCAUUAAAGGCAAUAAAUCCAGGGUUGGUCUAUGAUGCCAAUGAAUCUGACUACGUGAAAUUCUUGUGUGGCCAAGGUUACACCUCCGCCAUGGUCCAAAGUCUCUCCAAUGACAAUACUCUUUGUAAUUCAGCCAACAUUGGUAGAGUAUGGGAUUUAAACUAUCCUUCUUUUGCACUUUCUUCCACCCCUUCACAAUCCAUCAACCAAUUCUUCACAAGAACUCUAACAAGUGUUGAUUCAAAUGCAUCAACAUAUACAUCUACGAUUCUUGGCGCACCACAAGGCCUCACAAUCACAGUGAACCCUAAGGUUUUGUCAUUCAGUGGCAUGGGAGAAAAGAACACAUUUACGUUAACAAUUCAAGGAAGUAUUGAUCCUACAAGUAUAGUAUCUGCUUCGUUGGUGUGGAGUGACAGUUCUCACGAUGUGAGAAGCCCUAUUACAAUAUAUGUUGUCUCUUAAGUUUGGUUUGGUUUGUGUCGGUGCGUUUUUUCUUCUUUUAAUUUUAAGUUGGACUUGUAUGUUAAUAAAUUUGUUGGCUCUGCCUGUGUGGCGCAAAAUGUCAAAUUAUACAAUUGUUAUUAAUAUGUCAGCUACAAUAUCUUGUAAUAUAAGAAAACCCACAGCUACCUUUUCUCGCACAAA